AUGGAGAACAGAGACUCCUGCUUGCAUCGAUGGCUGCUUCUGCUAUUGCUGCUGCUGCUGCCACCACCUCACACCCACCAGGGACAGCCUCUGAGACCCACUGUCCCUAACCAGCUGCACUUGUCUGCCUCUGAAACUCUGAACCGUCUUGACUCAGCUCGUAGGUACCUCAGCAAUGGCCCAGGACAAGAGCCUGUCACUGUGAUAACCACUGAUGUCGCCAAAAUCAGCAGACCCUAUUCCUCCUUUGAGUUUCAAACCUGGGAUCCUGAUUGGUUCAUGCUGGGACUUCGGGAUGGCCAGCCUGAAAUUCAGCUGCACAAUCUCUGGGCUCGGCUUACAGUAGGCUUUGGUCCCCGGCUCAGUGAUGGGAGAUGGCACCAGGUGGAGCUGAAGAUGAGUGGGGAUUCACUGCUGCUGUCGGUGGACGGGAAGGAGGUGCUGUGCCUGAGACAAAUCUCUGGAUCUCUGGCUGACAGGGCCCAGCCCAGCAUGAGGAUUGCCCUAGGGGGACUCCUCCUCCCUGCCUCCAGUCUUUGGUUCCCGCUGGUUCCUGCACUAGACAGAUGUAUACGUCGAGAUAGCUGGCUGGGCCACGAGACCCAGCUCUCACCCUCUGCCACUACUAACCUCAGAAACUGUGAUGUGGACUUGCAGCCUGGACUGUUCUUCCCGCCAGGGACCCAUGCAGAAUUCAGUCUCCAAGACAUUCCCCAGCCUCACACGGACCCCUGGAGCUUUUCUCUGGAGCUGGGAUUUAAGAUGGUGGAUGGUUCCGGAUGCCUCCUUGCUCUUGGGACAGGAAGAAAUUCUUUUUGGCUUACCCUUCACUUCCAAGAUCAAAAGGUGGUGCUAUCUUCUGGAGUAGAACCAAAACUAGCUUUACCCCUGGACUUGGAACUCCCUCUUCAGCUGAAGCUGGAUAACUUCAAAGUGGUCUUGAGCCAAGGACCAAAGAUGGAGGUCCUUUCUGUGUCCCUUUGGAGACUUGCCUCCCUCCAGAGACUCUGGUCCCACCCUCAGAGCCAUCUCUCCCUUGGGGCUUUACCAAGUAAAAGAAUUCUAGACAACUCUUCUGCUUCCUUUUGCUUGAGGGAUCUUUGGGUACAAGGACAGAGACUGGAUGUAGACCAGGCCCUGAACAGAAGCCAGAACAUCUGGACUCACAGCUGUCCUCAGAGCCCAAAUAAUAUCACUCACACUUCCCACCAAGCCAACCCCCUUUGA
Messenger RNA from Microtus ochrogaster (prairie vole), 1227 nucleotides. It is a transcript of the gene Shbg, whose product is annotated as sex hormone binding globulin. NCBI's taxonomy places the organism in Eukaryota, Metazoa, Chordata, Mammalia, Rodentia, Cricetidae. The record is from RefSeq and is a predicted model, not a curated record. Gene Ontology annotation, molecular function: steroid binding.